Messenger RNA from Trachemys scripta elegans, 1767 nucleotides. RefSeq names its product geranylgeranyl diphosphate synthase 1 (gene GGPS1). Gene Ontology annotation, molecular function: prenyltransferase activity. Lineage: Eukaryota; Metazoa; Chordata; Testudines; Emydidae. The record is from RefSeq and is a predicted model, not a curated record. Bases 295 to 1338 code for a protein of 347 amino acids. Gene Ontology annotation, biological process: isoprenoid biosynthetic process. The transcript has 5 exons.
CGGCCGGCCGGCACCGGCAGGGAGAACUAAGGGGAAGCAAAAGGCCGGCAGCAUCCGGACUCCCUAUUCGCUCCGUUCCUUUGGGGUCGCUCUGAAAGCGGACUCGGUCUCUGAGGGUGGCGCCUCCCCGCGAGGCAGAGCUGAGCUGGCUCCAGUAUUCUCGGGGGCUGAAGGGGCCGCUGUUUGGUCUCGCUCUGGCAUUUUGCUGAAAUGGCGCUGUAAUUUAAAAAACAACAGCAUUUAUACGUAAUCAAAGCUACUGCUGGAGCUGAUGUACCCAGCUUUUUGGCAGAGAUGGUUGACUGCUCAAUUGACCAGAUUGUCAAGCCUAGUCUGGACACCCAUAAAAGCAUCUGGAAACAAGAAAGAGGCAAUGAUAUCUUCUCCAUGGACCACCCAGUGACUUACAGAUCGAGUGAAACACUGCUUCUUGAAAUGGAGGGAAUGGAAGAAACAUCUGAAAGAAUUCUUUUAGAGCCUUACAAGUAUUUACUUCAACUGCCAGGUAAACAAGUGAGAACCAAACUGUCACAGGCCUUUAAUCACUGGCUGAAUGUUCCAGACGAUAAAAUACAGGUUAUUAUUGAAGUGACAGAGAUGUUGCACAAUGCCAGCUUACUCAUAGAUGACAUUGAAGAUAACUCAAAGCUACGACGGGGCUUUCCGGUGGCUCAUAGCAUCUAUGGAAUUCCAUCUGUAAUAAAUUCUGCUAAUUAUGUGUAUUUCCUUGGUCUGCAGAAGGUUUUAACACUUGAUCACCCAGAAGCUGUGAAAGUGUUCACUCGUCAGCUGCUGGAACUCCAUCAGGGCCAAGGUUUGGAUAUUUACUGGAGAGAUACAUACACCUGUCCUACAGAAGCAGAGUAUAAAGCCAUGGUACUGCAAAAGACAGGUGGUCUCUUUGGAUUAGCUGUGGGCCUCAUGCAGUUGUUCUCCAAUUAUAAAAGAGACUUAAAACCACUCCUUAAUACACUUGGGCUCUUCUUCCAAAUACGAGAUGACUAUGCUAAUUUACACUCCAAAGAAUAUAGUGAGAACAAGAGUUUUUGCGAAGAUUUAACUGAGGGCAAGUUCUCAUUCCCAACUAUUCAUGCUAUUUGGUCCAGACCUGAAAGCACUCAGGUGCAGAAUAUUUUGCGUCAAAGGACAGAAAAUGUAGAUAUAAAAAAAUACUGUGUACAUUACCUUGAGAAUGUAGGUUCCUUUGAGUACACUCGGCAAACGCUGCAAAAGCUUGAAUCUGAAGCAUAUAAACAGAUUGAGUCACUUGGGGGAAACCCUGAACUUGUAGCACUAGUUGAACACUUAAGCAAAAUGUUCAAAGAAAAUGAAAAUUAACUAAUUGAUUUGACUUGUGGUUUGGGGAGGGAAACUUUAAAACCAGAAUGUAUUAACUAGACUUUCGUACUAAAUCGAUGUAAAGAAAAGUGUAAAAAUGAUGUUUAUUUAAAAUUACUUAUAGAAACUGCUAUAUUAGAUAUUGUGUAAGUAGUAAUUGAAGGGUAUUUGUAUGCACCACAAAUUCUCUGCAGCUUUAAUUACAACUGCUUACAAAAUAUUGCAUAGAGAAAUAAACUUGCAUAGAUCUGUUAAGGUAAAAUUGUUAAUUUUAGUUUUUCAUGUGAAUCUUUCAGUUGUAAUCUCCACUGCACAGUCAUUGGUGUUUAUUUUAGCUAUAGAGUUUGUGCCCUCUAAGAACACUGCAGGUUUUAAUCUGGUUGAGAUAGGAUUGACUAAAUUUCCAUAUUAAAUUGAAUUUGCUCUGUU